AUGGGGGAAGAACAAGUGAACCUUUCAGACAGCUCCGCUCUGUGGAUCGGGUUGACGGGGCGCACCCUAGACGCCCCCAUCCCACCCCCACCCCCACCCCGGGAGAGCCGGGCGCUGGGGCGGUUUCCCAUCCCCUGGCCACGCGCCUCCAGCUCGGCUUCCAGCCGCCACCGGCCGAUGGGGGACAUGGGGGGCGCCCAGGCCCGGGGCUGGGGGAGCUGCCAGGUGCUGGCGGCCGUGCUCAGCCUGAGCCCGCGGCUGCUCGGCGCCGCCCCGGCAGAGUGCGGGAAGCCGGCGGUCACCGGGAAGAUCUUUGGUGGCGAGAACGCCCCCGAGCUUCGCUGGCCCUGGCAGGUCAGCCUGCUCUACCAAAACCGGCACGUCUGCGGGGCUGCCCUCAUCGACGCCUUCUGGGUGCUGUCUGCCGCCCACUGCUUCCAACUGUCCCACACGCCGGAUGAUUACAAGGUCCUCCUGGGUUACCACAAGCUGCAGCAACCCAGCAAGCACAGCCUGGUGCGGACCCUUCACCACGUCAUCGUGCACCCAGACUUCAACAAGACCCACUUCCUGGCCAACGACAUCGCACUGCUGCAGCUGCGUGUGCCUGUCAACUUCUCCUUGCAUGUCCUGCCCGCCUGCCUCCAGAAGCCCAAUGAGACGUUACAGACUGGGAAGACCUGCUGGGUGACCGGCUGGGGCAUGAUCACAGAGGCAGGGAGACUCUGGAGGGCCGCUGGUGUGCGAGACGCAGGAUGUGUGGUACCUGGUGGGGCUGUCCAGCUGGAGCAUGGACUGUCACUAUCCUAUAGGCCCCAGCAUCUUCACCAAACUCACCUACUUCUCCCACUGGAUCAGCGAGAAUCAGAAAAACACAGCCGUGCCCCCACAAGAAAACGCGCCCCCUCAGGGCCCGCCUCCCGUGCUCAUUGACUUCACAGUCACCACGGGCGGCAACAGGCCCCAGCCCUGCACGGCCCUCUUGUCAUCACAGGUUCUCCUCUGGCUGCUUGGGCUCCCUCUGGACGCUGUGACUUGUCUCUGAGCUGUCCUUCCCACCUGAGGCCUGUCCCAAGCAGGCAAAAUAAAAAACUGCUAGCCGCGA
Erinaceus europaeus (western European hedgehog) is the source of this 1105-nucleotide messenger RNA. Its product is annotated as serine protease 40-like. Lineage: Eukaryota; Metazoa; Chordata; Mammalia; Eulipotyphla; Erinaceidae. Gene Ontology annotation, molecular function: serine-type endopeptidase activity. Gene Ontology annotation, biological process: proteolysis. Bases 1 to 933 code for a protein of 310 amino acids. The record is from RefSeq and is a predicted model, not a curated record. The transcript has 6 exons.